Molecule: messenger RNA, 687 nt
Organism: Leptopilina boulardi
Lineage: Eukaryota; Metazoa; Arthropoda; Insecta; Hymenoptera; Figitidae
Exons: 4
Coding region: 90-614 (174 amino acids)
Source: RefSeq, a predicted model, not a curated record
CGGUUCAAUUAAAUAUACUAUAAAAACUUGUUGUCAACUGUUAAUACUUUAGUUUCAAAAUUGAAAAUAACAUCACAAAAUUUGUAACAAUGUUAAAAGUUAUUUGUCUCUUUAUUCUACUCAUUGCUGUUUCAAAUGCAGCAGUACGAGAGAUCACUUUUAAUUCAGGAAAUAUUAUUCAAGGUAAAUUUGCUACUGGUGUAACUUUAACAAAAAAUAGUAAAGGCCAAACUGUAAUCGAAUGGAAAGAACAAUUUGACAGUGAUAAUGCUUUGACAAUUUAUCUCAGCCACAUUUAUGAAAAAACCGGAAUUGUAGAAGUAGUUGAAGUCAGUAAUCUAUGCUCUAAUUAUGAAAGAGGUUCUUUCGCGGAUAUCAUUAAGCAUUUUCUAUUAAGAAAGUUUAGAGGCACCAAUAAGUGUCCACUAAAGAAGGGUAAAAUAACAAUUAAGUAUCCACUAACUAACACGUACGAAGCAUCAAGUGAAGCUAAAAAUUGUGGUCCAAUUGUAUCAAACAUGCACGUUGUUAGAAGUAAGAAACCUGGUUCUAACGAUGCUCCCUUGUUAUUCAGUGCACAACUUAGAGGAGAAAUAUCUGGCGAGGGUUGUUAAUUAUAUUGUAAUGUCGAAGAAAAAUGUGUAUCUUAAAAUAUUGUCAAAUGUAAUUAUAAUUAAUUGAAGGGAA